Molecule: messenger RNA, 685 nt
Organism: Hibiscus syriacus
Lineage: Eukaryota; Viridiplantae; Streptophyta; Magnoliopsida; Malvales; Malvaceae
Product: F-box protein SKIP27-like
Exons: 3
Coding region: 1-537 (178 amino acids)
Molecular function (GO): protein binding
Source: RefSeq, a predicted model, not a curated record
AUGGGUUUGGGCAGAGUACGCCGUUCGUAUUCACUGAACUUGAAACGCGGAGUAAUUGAGGAGGAAGAGUCACGGCUAGGGUUGGUUAGAUGUAGGCUUGGAUUAGGGAGGAAGAGGGUCGGGAUUUCAAAUGAGAUGGAGGAAAUGACGCCUGCAUCCAAAGUUCCAUUGUUGAAAAGGCAAUGCAGCGAGAGGUUUCUUAUGAUACUGACGCCUGAUGAUUUCCAUCAAAAGUCUGCCCUCCAAUCACUUCCUCAAGACCUUCUUAUUAGGAUUAUUUGUGGUGUCGACCACGAAGAUUUGAAGCAACUUUUCAAUGUUUCUAAAUCAAUCAGAGAAGCUACUGUCAUUGCAAAGCAGUUGCAUUUUGCUCAUAGCACACCGAGGAAGGUGAAAGCUUUUCGAACAUCCAUAGACUUGGAGGAAUCAAGUGAAUUGGACGACAUUGAAGCUCCAAAUGCACCAAGGCAAAUGAGGUCUCAUACGUCCAUCAACAGGAAGAAACUCGCUGAUAUUUCAGUGGCACUAUUUGCUUGACACGGAAGAGAUUGUAGAUAUAGUUUGUAGUAGCCAGAACAUUAGUUGUUGUAGAUUAAAAAGGGGAUUGAUUAGUGGAUCUGGUCGUCGGGUCUUUGUCCGUGGGUAAGAUUCUUGACAAGCAAUUUCUUCAAAUGUUUCGUUGAAG